UAGUUGCUCUUUGAAAGUCGGGGCGCUCGGACGCUAACAGGUUAAACGAACCAUCUAAAAAUAUACAUACGUUUCUGAAAGAGUGUGACCCAAAUAGAAAGCUGCAAUCAUGUCAGCCGUACAGACCGUGCUGGGGAGCAUUACACCCAAUCUGCUGGGUCGCACCCUCACCCACGAGCAUGUGGCUCUCGAUUUCGAGCACUUUUACAGGCCACCGCCGGCGGACUUUGAAAGCGAACUGAAGGCAAAGAUAAGCAUGUCCACCCUGGGCUAUGUACGUCUGUAUCCGUAUUCCAGCAAGGAGAAUGUUCGGUUCUAUGAUGAGGAGGCUCUCGUGGCCGCCAAGAAGGAUGUGCUGCUCUACAAGAAGCACGGCGGCGGCAGCAUCGUAGAAAACAGCAGCUAUGGAUUGAAGCGUAAUCUCGAGUUUAUUGUGGAGCUGGCUAAGAGCACUGGUGUCCAUUUCAUAGCUGGCACGGGACACUACAUCCACGCCGUGCAGGAUGCUAGUCAUGCGAGUCUUACGGUGGAACAGAUGACUGAUUUGUAUACCAAGGAUAUUCUGACUGGUAUCGAGAUCAAGGGGAAAAUGGUCAAGUGUGGCUUCAUUGGGGAAGUGGCCAGCGUCUAUCCCAUUCAUGAGUUUGAAAAGAAUUCCAUCAAGGCAACGGGAGAGAUUCAGGAGGUGCUGGGCUGCGGCGUCUCCUUCCACCCACAUCGGGAUGCACAGGCUCCUUUUGACAUCAUGCGACUGUAUCUGGAGGCUGGCGGACGUGCACAAAAGUGUGUCAUGUCGCAUCUGGAUCGCACCCUUUUCAAGAUUGACGAGUUGGUAGAACUCUCCGAGCUGGGCUGUUACCUACAGUACGAUCUAUUCGGCACUGAGUGCUCAUACUACCAGCUAAACACCAAUGUGGAUAUGAUAUCCGAUGGCCAGCGCAUUGACAAUCUGAUGAAGCUAAUCGAGGAGGGUCUGGUGGACAGGCUGCUCAUGUCCCACGACAUUCACACAAAGCAUCGAUUGACUUCUUAUGGGGGUCAUGGCUAUCAUCAUAUCCACACAAACAUCCUGCCCCGCAUGUUUGCCCGAGGCGUCACCUUGGAACAAGUGGAACAAAUGACUGUCACCAAUCCUGCAAAUUGGCUCUCAUUUGAUCCCUAGAAAGGGAGCUACCAUAUAUGAUGUUCUUUGAACCACAUCUCUUAUCAUCUCUACGAGUGGAUUAGAUAAGCUCUGUUGUUUUGGCAAACUUGGAAAAUAUACAUAUGUAUAAAUU
This is a messenger RNA of Drosophila obscura, 1277 nucleotides long. Its product is annotated as phosphotriesterase-related protein. NCBI's taxonomy places the organism in Eukaryota, Metazoa, Arthropoda, Insecta, Diptera, Drosophilidae. Gene Ontology annotation, molecular function: zinc ion binding; hydrolase activity, acting on ester bonds. The record is from RefSeq and is a predicted model, not a curated record. Bases 110 to 1162 code for a protein of 350 amino acids. The transcript is spliced from 5 exons. Gene Ontology annotation, biological process: catabolic process.